AUGUCAUCUCUUGAUAGUUCUCAAGAACUAUCAACUUUUUCUAACUACCUUCCGAGGCUUCGAAGUCUUUGGGUGGAUUUCAAAUCUGAAGAUCAACUUGCUUUACAUGCUAAAAUAAUUUUGGAUGCUUUAUGUGUCACAGUUUCUAAGGAUUUGGAAUCAACUGCAACUACAUCACAAUUAUCAAGCAGUAGUCAAGUGCAUGUUUUAGGAUCAAACCAUUGCUUGAAGUCUCUUUUAAUUCAAAUGGGAAUGAAUUGCCACGUCACUAAUUUUCUGAAAAAGAAAAUUUUACAGAACAUGAAUGUCAAUGAGAGCGAUGUUUGUUUUCUACCCGGUGAUAAUUAUCCAAAUUGGAUAACCUUUCAUUCUGAAACCUCUUCUGUAACCUUUCAAGUCCCUCAAGUGGAAGAGCGUAACUUGAAUACAAUGAUGUGCGUUGUCUAUACUUGCACUCUAGACGGCAUAGCAUCCGAUGGGCACCUUAAAAGUGUGUUAGUGAAAAAUUACACAAAGAGUACCAUUCAGCUUUAUAAGAGAGAGACAUUAGCCUCCCUUGAAGAUGAUUUUAGUGAGGAGGGGCGGAGGAUAGUAUUGAGCAUGGAACCCGGUAACAAAGUGGAGGUUGUCUUUGUUUUUGAGAAUAGUUUCAUUGUGAAGAAGAUUGCAGUUUAUCUAGUAUAUGAUGAACCGGUUGGUGAAGAACUGGAGCUACAUCAAGUACCUGAUCUGAUAGGCAUUGUUUGUAGAGAUGACGAAAAUGAAGCUACUGAAGAAGAGUCUGUCGAUGACUUCAAUCCUAACAGAAAGAAGAGAAGUCGAGUGGAAUGA
Lathyrus sativus (Indian pea) is the source of this 831-nucleotide messenger RNA. The record is from the annotation of a GenBank genome assembly. NCBI's taxonomy places the organism in Eukaryota, Viridiplantae, Streptophyta, Magnoliopsida, Fabales, Fabaceae.